Manduca sexta (tobacco hornworm) is the source of this 7190-nucleotide messenger RNA. RefSeq names its product guanine nucleotide-releasing factor 2-like. Gene Ontology annotation, molecular function: guanyl-nucleotide exchange factor activity. The record is from RefSeq and is a predicted model, not a curated record. Gene Ontology annotation, biological process: Ras protein signal transduction; positive regulation of GTPase activity. Gene Ontology annotation, cellular component: plasma membrane. Lineage: Eukaryota; Metazoa; Arthropoda; Insecta; Lepidoptera; Sphingidae.
ACAUCCCGCUGACGCCGAAGGAGCGCUCGCUGCUGACGGGCGGCGAGGCGAGCGGCGAGGCGGGCGUGCGCGCCUCGCACUCGUCCGAGUCCGUGCUCGACGCGCCCGACUCGCCGCCGCCCAAGCCCGCGCGCCCCGCCAGUGAGAUAGGUUACAUUUGUUGUAACCCGGAAAAUAGAAAAAAAAAUCGAGAGUUGGCCCCGCCACUGCCGCCCAAACGCAAGUCCAACGACACCUCCCUACUGGGCCUCUCCAUCGAUAGACUGUCGCUGCAGUCGCACAGCAGCGGCUCGCUGGACUCGAUGCUGAACGUGUCCGCGGACGACGAGCGCGCGCACGACCACGUGUUCAUCACGCAGCCCAACAACGAGAUACUCGCGCUGUGCAGCUGUAACAGCGUGGGCGAGGUGCGGUCGUCGGUGGAGUCGCACGAGUCGCACGUCAACUCGGCGCACAUGCAUCCGCACUCGAACCACAAUCGUUUCUCCAAUGAGUCCGGCUUCGUGUCCGUGGGUCACGCGGAGAUCUCCACUGAGCACAGUUUCACAUCGUCUUUCUCUUCCCAUCACUACUCUAGCCAUACGGACAGUACUUUUAACAGUACAGACUGUGUGACCGAAAUGAAGUGCACAGUACAAAGCUUUGAAAGCCGCAUGAAUGUAACCAAUAUGAACUGUAUAACUACGCACCAUUCCACAAAACUGGCGAGCAUCACGUCGGACGAGAGCGAGACUCCGCCCGAGCUGCCCGCCAAGACGCGCCGCAACAUCCGCGCCGACGUGCAGCAACACUUCCCCAACGUCGAAAUUAGGGCGGCGUGCUCGCUGCACGGCGAGGCGCGCGAGGCGCGGCCGCACACGCUGGCCGACCACCACCCGCCGCGCCCGCCGCCGCUGCCGCUCAAGAAGAAACACAUGUUCCAAAGCGUCGCCUACAGUGUAAUGGCGUACAUGGAGAUGUUCGGCAACUGCAGCCACAGCACCAACAACGCGGCUGCGCCGUCUGACAUGUUCCGACAUUCCAUUCAUACCUACAAUUUGGCCAGUGCCCAGCAAACCAGCACGGGGAUAAUCAGCAUGCAGCGUCAUCAGCAAGUACAGCGUUCGAUUGCUCAGUCGUUUACUGUUCAGCACUUUGGAAAUCCACCGCUCAGUGGAUCCGAUGACAGUGUCAGUUUAACGACGUCGAGCGGCACGAGCCCGCUGCCGCCGGAGCCGCCCGCGCUGCCGCCCAAAAUGAAUAAGAACAAACAGGUUCAGAUACAUUCGAGCAACGAAUUGCUGCCCCCGCCGUCACCGCGACCCUCUUCUCACAACAGCUCUGCCGAUGAAACUCUAUUGAAUAACAUCAACUCUGAUGACUCGUUUGUGAGCACGACAGUUCCGGGCAAGUUCCCGCUGGAGGACGAGCUGGAGAUGCUCGUUCAACAGCCCACUCCGUCGCCUGUACCCUCACAGCGAAGUGAAGAAAGUACAGAGCCAGCUCCGGUGAACAACGAAAAUUCAGCGAGCCCCUCGACCGGCGGCGGCGACUCGGAGGACAUCAUCCUGCAGACCGACAUCAGCUCGUGGCUGGUGCUGAAGGCGCCGAGCAAGGACGGGCCCGAGGUGCGCGGCGGACACCCCGACGCGCUCAUCGUGCUCGCCACUAAGGCAUACCAAAGGUGCGCACCGCACUUCGCGUACCAGGAGGCGUUCCUGGCGACGUACCGCACGUGGGUGCCGCCGGAGGCGCUGGUGGCGCGGCUGGUGCGGCGCGCGCGGCACCACAGCGCGCGCCACCAGCCGCUGCGCUCCACGCUCGCGCUGCUCACGCGCGUCGUCGCCGACCUCACAUUGGCAGAUUUGGAUGUUACCCUUAUGAAAGAGAUAAUGGAGUUCAUAUACUGGUUGGUUGACAUUGAGGAAUUGGCCAUAGCCAAAGCCCUGAGACAGAUUCUAGUCGAUAAACAAAAACAGUUGCAUUUCCAACAAACCAACAAUAGAUACGAAUAUGAGACGCCGUGCUACGGGUCAGUAUCCCUGCGUCGCGACACGCUUCUCGACUUUAAGGCGACGGAGCUUGCGGAACAGAUGACGUUACUCGACGCGGCGCUGUUUAUCCGCAUCACCACCGCCGAGGUGCUCUCGUGGCCGAGAGACCAGUCUGAAGAGAGCUCGCCGAACCUCACUCGAUUCACCGAGCACUUCAACAAAAUGAGCUAUUGGGCUCGUUCCAGGAUUUUGGAACAGGAGGAGGCUCGUGAACGUGAGAAAUACGCAAGCAAAUUCCUAAAAGUGAUGAAAGCCCUGCGAAAGAUGAACAACUUCAACUCGUACUUGGCGCUGGUGUCUGCGCUGGACUCGCCGCCCGUGCGCCGCCUCGGAUGGCCGCGAUCCAUCGUCGACACGCUGCACGACUACUGCACCAUUAUCGACUCCUCCUCCUCCUUCAGGACCUACAGGCUUGCGCUCGCCGAAACGCAACCACCUUGCAUACCUUACAUUGGUCUAGUCCUACAAGAUCUGACUUUCGUCCACAUCGGCAACCCAGACCUGUUGCCGGAUGGAAGUAUUAACUUCACCAAGAGGUGGCAGCAGUACCACAUCAUGGAGAAUAUGAAGAGGUUCCACAAAGAGCAAUACAAGUUCAAGAAAAACGAGCGCAUCCAGGCGAUGUUCAACGACUUCGACGACGUGCUGAGCGAAGAGGCGAUGUGGCAGGUGUCGGAGACCAUCAAGCCGCGCGAGCGAAGACGCGCCCGCGCCGCGCCCGCGCCGCCGCCCGCCGCCGCGCCCGCGCCCGCGCCGCCCGCACAGACUGCUGCUUAGGCACACACAUCCAAAGUAAAUUUUAAUCCAAAGAAAAGGAGAGAUAAAAAUGUAUGAGCGAUUGAAAAGUGAGUGACGACGUACAUCGAGGAUUUGUUAGUUAGAAAUAUUGUGAUUAUCUGUCCUAAAAUGGCCUAAUUAAUAUUAAUGUAUUUACUCAUGAUUGUGCGGUAUCGACUGUGAUCGUCCGGGGGCGAAUGCGACACGUGGGCGGGUCGAUGGUACAGCAAGUGCUCGCUUACGACUUCAAAGCUUUUCGUGUGCAAAAAAUAUUAACAAAAUAUACUAGCCAAAUAUUAUCUAUCAGUAUUUGAAUCGAGUUACUGUCAUCUUUUACAUAUCAGCAUGUGACUUGCGUAGCGUUACUUACAAACGAGCGACGCCUCGAGUGUUAGGAGAUAAUGUCCUUGAUUCUUCUCAUUGUUGUAGUUGCUAUUGAUGUCACUGUAUUACAUUAUGUAAGCCAGCUUUGAAAUUUAACUUAUCCAUACAUCGAAUUAGGGGAAACUAUUAAAAUUGUAGUAUUAGUAGUUCCACUAUUGUUCGAUUUUAGUGAAUUAGCAUUUUAUUAAGAGGUUCAAGUGUUUUCAUUCGUUUUAAAGACAAUUUUCGACUACAUAUAGUGACAAAAUUUUUGCAGGCAUGUCGCUUAUCUAAGAGAAAUGGGACGCUUCCAUCAUUUUCAAAGUAAGUUAUCUACAUUGAAUUAGAAUUACAUUGGCCCAAUAUAGUUAUCGCGGGGCUUCCGAAUCUUUAGUGAGAUUAUAAUUCUAUAAAGUAACGUUUAUAAUCGAACAAUAUUUUUGUACUGUAAUUGGCACUUAGUGCUGUUGAGAACCAUAUAACAUAGAACGACUGAUACAUAUCACAUGAAGUGUGUGCCAAAUGUUAACAUAAUAGUGUUGGAAAAGUCCCAUUUCCGGUUGGAAGUGUGUGAGUAGGUAUUUACGUACCGAUACUGCUACUGCAUGCCUGUUGUAUGAAUUACGAGACAAUUUAAUGGUACAAAGUUGCUAAGUACCCGAUUUCAGAUUAAGAUAAACGUGGUGGUGUACGUUUAAAAUGUUCAGCAAAUAACUUUUAAUAUUACAUCUAGUGGUGUCUAUAUAUAGCUUGCCUAAUAAAAAAAAUAUGAAAGCAAAGUGGCGCCGCGCAGUAUUUUGAGAGUCACAGUUGAUUUAUAAUUGAUAUAACAUGCAUUAAUUUUAACUAAAACACAUUCUAUAGCAAAAAAAAUGUGACAAGCUUAUUGGUUAGUCAGAAAUUUUGCUACGUUGUUUCCAAAGUAAUGUUACUGAAUUGUUAAAAUUCCGAAUGUAACAUUACAAAUCUAUGACCCAAUGUAUUGUCAAGAAUUGCGGUCAAUUAGAUUUUUUGCUUUUUCAAAUGUUCUACAUAUUAUAUGGAGUGUGACAUUAUCGGCACCAGUGGGAGUAAGCCAUUAUAGAACUUUCUUAUGUAUAAUAUCCCUAUUAACAUGCGAAUUAAACUAUAGAUAUUGUUGAUUUCUAUCAGUUGAGUUCAGUCGAUUGCUCACGUUGUUACACCUGUAUAAUAUAAUUAAUUCUCAGUGUGAUUUUAGGAACAAGUCUCAUAAGUUAAAUAAUUACGAAGUUGGUCUUUACAAUUUUGUGAUAGUUAAGUGUGUUUUUGCGCCAAAAUUUGCACCAACUUACGCAAUGGCCUUAUUGUGUUGAAUAAAUACAGUUGACGCCAAUAUACAUCAUGCUCUUCAAGACAUUGUCAAAAAGCAUUUUAUUUUUGAUAUUCAAAAAUUAUAUUUUUCCUAUAUGUUGCUGCCUGCAAGGAAGCAAGCGAUAUACUUAUUACAUACGUACUUUUGGGAUCUGUACUUGUUUAUAGUAUUCUUCACUUUUUGCAUAAUUCUAAUAUAAUGUGUAAGGUUUACAUAAUAUGGACUAGCGAAGUGCGAGUCCUGAGUAGGUAAAUAAAGUUCACUCGAUUUACAAGCAGAUUGAUGUCAAUGAUAAUCACAAAAUAACUUUAGGACAAGUACAUAGUGUAAUCAACAUUUGAUUUGCCUUAAGAAGAUGAAGUCUUCAGUGAAAUAGCAAUAACUUUUCGAUUGUUUGUAGAGUUGCUGUACAUUUGUGAUACUACUCAUGUAGCGUGCCGGUUACUACUCAGUCUUUUGACGUCCUGUAUGCGUAGGAAAAUUAUAUUAGACAAUGUUAGCAAUAAGCGUAAUUAAACCCCAUUUUAUCUUGCUAAGGCUGGUAUUACAUUAACUGUGUUUCACUAUUUAGUCAUUGUUAUAGCAAACAUAUAUUAUUACAUGCGUCAUACAUCAAUAUACAAUAAUGUAAGUCACGUGUGAUUUUAACUACAUAGUUUGAAAUAAAUGAAAUCCUAGUACGCAAGCAAUACUAUGUAUAAUAUGUUAUAUGGUCAGUGGGCUUAACAAUGUUAUUGUAUUGAUCUGGUAGUUUGUUCACGUUCAUUGAAUCGGGACGCACGUCCUCCGCAAUAAAUCAACUAGACCAAUGUUUAGAGUGUUUUACAAUGCUUUACUGGAAAUAUAAUGUGCUGAUAUUGUAUUUUGUAUGUGUAUUUUUGAUUGUAAGUUAAGUUGUAGGGUAUGUUACCAUUUUUGUCUGGGUAGUAUUUGGUUUUAUUUAUUUAGUGUAUGAGGAAAUUGUGUAACGGUUUUAUAGAAUUAUUAACAAAAAUAUUUUAAAGACUGCCUAAAUUAAUAGUUAUUAUGUAUUCAAAAUAAAUUGAUGUUUACACUAGUAAUUAUUUUUCGUAUGUUCAGUGGUUUAUCUGGACAGGUCUUACAUAUUUAGUGGACAUCGCCUGUUGUAUAUUAUACACAAUUAUUUGUCACAAAGUUUAUAUUUAUUGCAUACAUUAUUAUGAGAUUUUAAAUGAAUACAAGUUUGCCUCAAAGGAUUGAAUAUGAGCGUGCAGAAUAUUAUUAGCUUAAGUACAUCAUAUUAUUAUAGCUGAGUGCUUGUUAUUGUAGCUGAGUGUUUCGAUGCGGCUCAUUUAUAUCGGCACGAUUGACACAUGCACGGAUCGCUUUAUGGUUGCGGAUAGCGUGCUUCUAUUAGUGAUGUCUGCGCUGAUGACAAUAUUUUAGUGGUUUGAACGAAAUUCAAUUUAAUUCUGAUCAAACAUUUACGAAACUGUAAUUUUUUUUUGAAUGCAAUUACUGGUCCGUAGAUCCAGUGGCAUCAUGGUUAAGCUCUGAGAUUGGCGAGGCACCGAGUUCGAUACCUAAGUUGGACAGUCGACGUUGGUGGGGUAUGAAAAGCGCCCGUGGUGACCGGUACUGGACUCUGCCCCCGUCGGAAGAUAGGCUUGUCCCUGCCAUUUCAUAGAAAAAAGCUCAGGAAAUCGUGACUAUUGGAGCCUUUUUACACCACGUUUAUAAAACGAGGUGGCGACGUGGGUUGUACGUAUCACGGCGCUCAACAAACACAAGACAGGCGGCAAGUUGAGACCUUUGCACAAGAUACAAACGCGCAGAAACGUCGAUGCAGAAUCGCCGUAAGCGCGCGCUGCUUCGUUUGUGUGAAGCGCGUUCCACUUGCGUUUGUAUCGAUAUAAACUACAACUGCUAAUACACGCUGGUGACGCGAAAACGACGCGCUCAUCAAAAACGCGCUUCACCAGCUCAUUUAACUCUUGGUCUCUCGUGGCUCGCCGGCGAGCCAAGACAGCUACAUGACAUUUGCGUGUGUCACGGGAUUAUAACCUUAUAUACUACAUAAUAAGGUUAUUUUUCCGUCACACGUGUAGCUGUCAAUGUUUGGCGGCAAACAUUCAGCUACCUGUACAUAUUUGAAAAUAAAAUUUUGACAAGUCAUGACGGGUUAAUAAACGUCGUGUAUAAAGGCCUUUAGAACUGUCAACUACUUAGGGAUAUAGGCGUCAGCUUAUGGUAUAUUAUGUUCAACAUAAUUUUAUUUGGUUAUUAUUAUAAAUUAAUAUGGAGGGCGUCCAGGUCGUUUUAGUAUUAUAAUAUGGACGGAGCAGUCAUUGGUGCAGGCUCACUCAAAUAAUGCAAAAUCCAAGUGAACGGCGUAGGUACAUAUAUUUGUUGUAUUAGCGAGUUCAGUAUUAUGUUAAUAAAAUGCCAUAAUGUAUGAAAUGAAUUGAUUAUUUUAUCGUUUAUACUUAUAUAAAUUGUUUUAUGUUUUAUAUUGUUUUAAUUCUUACUUUAAGUAAAGUUUUUUUAUUAUUAUAAUUAUCUAAUAUCUACAUUUUAUUGUAAAUUACUAUUAUUAUUAUUAAUGAGUUAUAAAUAAACACCCCAUGAAUUUUGGAUUGCAUGUGUGUACAGUCUUAAAUUUUGUGUGUCAGGUUUUAUGUAAUUAUAUUUUGUAAAAUAAAUAUAGCACGUUAUUUACAACG